This is a messenger RNA of Lasiodiplodia theobromae, 939 nucleotides long. RefSeq lists its product as uncharacterized. The coding region runs from base 1 to 939 and encodes 312 amino acids. The transcript has a single exon. The record is from RefSeq and is a predicted model, not a curated record. NCBI's taxonomy places the organism in Eukaryota, Fungi, Ascomycota, Dothideomycetes, Botryosphaeriales, Botryosphaeriaceae.
AUGACGACUCCUCAAGACAACACCAUCUUCUUCGUCGGCAUGGGCCCGGCCCCCUCCUCGCCGUCCACCAUCAUCGUGUUCACGCCCAGCAGCACCACCACCAACAACAACCAGUCGGCUGGUCCGACUACCACUGGUGGUCCGGUCUACACGCCGGCGGCGUCGUCGCUCUCGACCACCACCACCAGCCGCAAGCGCAAGCUGGCCGCCGCCUUCGGCGACGACAAGCAGUACCGUCCCACCAGCUGGCCUGGUGCCAAUGCUCCCGCCGCUGCCGCUGCCGCCACCGCCACCACCGCCGUUGCUGUUGCUGCUGCCGCCGCCCAGGAGGGCUUCCCUCUGCCCAAGCGCCGCCGCCGCCACGCCCACGCCCGCGCCCGCCCCUCCGCCCGCCCCACGUCCGCUGCCUCCUGCUUCGCCGACGUCGACGAGGCGGCGCGCGGCGGCCCGCUGGGCUUCGCGCGCCUGAUGGCCGGCCUGCCCGGUGGCUUCGAGGGCCACCGCUCGCGCACCCGCGGCCCCGACGGCGGUUCUGGCGUCGUUUUGGGAGUGGUGAGGGGCCUGCCCGGCGCUCCUCCUGCCGUCGGCCCCGCGGGAGGCCUGGUCUUCCGCAUGUGGCCGGGCAGGGAGAUCAGGUUGGGGGAGAGGGGACGGAGGACGGGCGGUGUCCCCGCCCCGUUGGAGUGGUUGGUGAGGGAGAGGGAGGGGAGGGAGAGGGUGGAGAGGGAGGCGGACGAGUUUUUGGCGGGGUUGGAGGCCCUCGAGGAGGGCGGGAGAAGGGAGGAGGAGGGGGAGCAGGGGGAGGGGGACGAGAACUGGGAGUGGGUGGGAGAGUGGAGGGAGGAGACGGUGGCGGAGGGGGAGAGGAUGAGGAGGGAGUGGGAGAGGGUUCGGGAGCGCGUCCCGAACUGGGCUGAGGCCCUGGCUGCGUACCGUUGA